AUGUGCUCGUGCGUGAUAAUAGUCACUCGUUUGAUCUGUGAGCGGUGCGCCGAGCACGAUGAGAUCACUCUGGUCAAAGGGAACUUCUUCAGAGACAAUCCAGAACGGGCAGUCAGUCUCAGCAAGGGAUGUUAUGAUCACCAUAUGCUGGCGCUCCCACGAAAGAAACAGUUCAGAAACAAGCUGCGACAUUAUUCAGGCUGUCCGAGCUGUCACCAACGCAAAUCUGGGGCCCCACCAAACGGACCGGUCCAGAAUGCGGGUAGAAGCUCGCGACCCGAAGCGUCCCCAGCACAGAAUCGGUAUGGCUCUCGUGAGCAAGAAGUCAUAGCCCAGAGCACGCUUGGACCCGGAAUUAAUGUGCCAGGUAAGUCAGGAGGUGAAUCUCAGCGUCGACGAGAGUAUAUCCGACAGCCUCAGCCCAAAGGUCAGGUUCUCGGAGACCAAGGGAUGGUUUUGGCAGGCGAAGAAUACCCUGUCCGACGGGCACGUUCUGGAGUCAAUCGAGGAGUCAAACGCUCUGAUGAAGGACAACAGCGACCUCAAUCGUCCCCUGGUCAAGGACGAGCGGCGAAACAGCAGAAGAAGAAGAAGCAAAGAUUGGCGAAGAUGUUGCAAUGGCUCUCACGUCUAUGUGGCUUGGCCAUCAAGGAAGCGAUCAUACAAAUGAGUCAAGGCGAUAAAACGGACAAAACAAAUGUUGACGCCAUCCUUGGAUGUCUUUUCUUCGGUGUUCCAAACCGUGGGAUGGACAUCUCGUCGUUGAUCCCUAUCGUUGGUGAAAUGCCUAAUAGUGUUCUUUUGCACGCUCUAGGCAAGGACUCCGAAGUCCUGAUGAAGCAGUCAUGGGAGUUUCGGGAAGCCCUGCCAUCGGAGAUCACCAAAAUAUUCUCCUUUUACGAGACUAUGGAGUCCCCAACGGUCAUCAAAGUCGGCGAUGUCUGGAAAAUGGAAGGCCCGACAGCGUGCCUGGUCAACCAGGAGUCAGCAACCCAUGGGGGGGCGUGGGAAAAUCGCAAUCGGUUCGUUAUAGCCUUGAACCGCAGCCACUCUGAACUGGUCAAGUUUCGGAAGCAUGAGGAGGACUACGAAAUCGUCCUUGAUCGGAUCAAUGAACUCUUGCAGGAAAUGAAAAGAAGGGAGAGCGGAGCUCGCGAGACUGAGGAUUAG
Exophiala xenobiotica is the source of this 1170-nucleotide messenger RNA. RefSeq lists its product as uncharacterized. The record is from RefSeq and is a predicted model, not a curated record. The transcript is spliced from 4 exons. Bases 1 to 1170 code for a protein of 389 amino acids. NCBI's taxonomy places the organism in Eukaryota, Fungi, Ascomycota, Eurotiomycetes, Chaetothyriales, Herpotrichiellaceae.